AUGCCGAAAUUUCCCAUUCUACCCCUCACCGUUACAAGGCACCAGGUCGUAUCGGCCCUUGAAAUAUGCCUCGACAUGGUCCAUUUCAAACAGAUCCUAACCCAAGUCCUCGUACUAGGCCUUUGGCACGAUAACUUCGUCGUGGGCCGCCUACUGGCCUGUUGCGCCACGUCAAACUCCGGCGAUCUCCACUACGCACGCCUCAUUUUCGACUAUUCGGCGAACCCAACCGCAUUUUCCUACAACACCAUGAUCCGAGGCUACUCUGACAGUAACACCCCAAUUCAAUCUCUUCAUCUCUUCUACGCCAUGCGCAAAAAAGGAAUUUACGCCGACAAGUACACGUUCACCUUCGUACUUAAGGCGAGUGCGCGCACCACCCAUUUUCCACAGGCAUGGAAACUGCACGCCCAUACGCUAAAAUGCGGUUUCAGGACCGAUUUACACGUACAAACAUCUUUGUUACACAUGUACACGGCGUUCGGUCGUAUCGAAUCUUCUAAAAGGGUGUUCGACGAAAUGCCUCAGAAGAGCACUGUGGCAUGGAACGCGAUCAUUUCAUGUUAUUUGAAGUCGAACCGUGAGGUAGACAGCUUGAUUUUGUUCGGGGAGAUGGUGAUGGAGCAGAUGGAUAUGAACGAUGACACGUUAGUAAGCGUGAUGCGUUCAUGUGCGAACUUGGGAGCAUUGGUGUGGGGUAAAUGCGUGCAUGGAUUCGUGAUACGUAGGCGUGCCAGUUUAUCGAUGGGAGCCGAGCUGGGCACGAGUUUGGUGCAUAUGUAUGCAAAGUGCGGAAAUUUGGAGAGUGGGAUUCGAGUGUUUGAUGAGAUGGAUGGCCCAGACGUGCCCGCUUGGACGGCAAUGAUUGGUGGGCUGGCCAUGUAUGGUCAUGGGAAGGAGGCAGUCUCUUUGUUUGACAAAAUGCUGCAACAAGGGUUGAAACCUGAUAGUGUAACUUUCACUAGUGUUUUGCAUGCUUGUACUCACUCAGGCAUGGUUAGAGAUGGCCUCAGGAUCUUUAACAGCAUGAAGGAUGUUUAUGGGUUCUACUGUCGGAUCGAGCAUUUUGGGACCAUGGUGGACCUCCUGGGUCGUGCUGGGUACCUGGAAGAAGCCGAGCAGUUGGUAAAUUUGAUGCCUAUCCAACCAAAUGGGGUCGUUUGGGUCUCUCUUUUGAAUGCGUGUGUGAUCAACGGGGAAUUUGGAGCAGCGGAGCGGAUCGGUAAUCAUAUUUUGGGGUUAGGAUUACAAGGCCUAAGUGGGGCUUUUUAUGUAGUUAUGUCCAAUGUAUAUGCAAAGGUUGAGAAAUGGGAAGAGGUUAAGAGAAUGAGGGAGACGAUGAUUGAGAAAGGGUUAAGGAAGGACCAUGGCCAUAGCUUGGUUGAGGUAAAUGGGAGGGUGCACAUGUUCCUUGUAUCAGAUACAACACAUCCACAAACAGAGGAGAUUUAUGUGAUUUUACAUGGAAUUACAAAAGAAAUGGCUCAUUUCUGUUAUUGA
This is a messenger RNA of Magnolia sinica, 1500 nucleotides long. RefSeq names its product pentatricopeptide repeat-containing protein At5g66520-like. Gene Ontology annotation, molecular function: protein binding; RNA binding. The record is from RefSeq and is a predicted model, not a curated record. Gene Ontology annotation, biological process: RNA modification. The transcript has a single exon. Bases 1 to 1500 code for a protein of 499 amino acids. NCBI's taxonomy places the organism in Eukaryota, Viridiplantae, Streptophyta, Magnoliopsida, Magnoliales, Magnoliaceae.